AUGGCUACUAUCAUCAAACAACCGUCUAUAACAAUUAAAUGUUCAAAACCAACGAAAAAUGUUGAACCUGUAGUAUGUAUGGCUGUUGAAUCGAAUACAAAGCAAUGGCCUACUAAUAUGAUAUGGUUCUAUUCGAAUACUGCAAACUUGUCGAAAGAUAAUUUUAUGCCAUCUAAUCAUUUACAAACUACUCUAUCGGAUACGCUCAAUUAUUUUCCCAUGUUAGCUGGUCGUAUUAUUGAAGAUGCGAAAGGCAAUGUCACUGUUCAUUUAACAAAUGAAGGUGUUCUUUAUACCGAAGCAGAAUGUCCGAAUCAAACUAUGGACUAUUUCAUACCUCGAACGCUUUCGGACGAAGAAUUUGAUUAUGAACAUAUCAAUACAAGUAAUUUAGUCUUGAAAAUCAGCACCUAUGAUGCUCUUUAUGCACAUAUGAUUUUAGUGAUUGCUCAAGCGACUCAAACUUCAUUAACUGAUAAUAUCAAAAUUCUACAAUCAUUCAAUGGUCGAUCGCGUUUCGCUUCUUCGUGUUCACCAGCCGUUCUCAAUUACUUCGGUUCAUUUCCAUUUUGGCUCUAUGGUAAAAUACCAUCAGAUCGAGAACCAACUCUUUCAUCAUUAGCACAAAUGAUACAUGAAAUGUAUUCCAAACAAACGGAACAUUCAUUGAGAGAUUAUAAUGCUUAUUUAAUGAGUGGUGAUGGUGAUAUAAAAAAGAAUCGAGUAGAUGCUGAUGUAAUUAAUCGUGAUUUUCAUUGUGCAUCAUGGCGAAAAGUAAAUCUGUUAGGUGCCAAAUUUGGUAAUAGCGGAUAUCCUAUUUACAAUGGACCAACAGAUGUAUUGUAUCCACGAUAUUUUGAAAUGAUGGAUGCACAUGUAAAUGAUGAAUCGAUUAAUAUUAUAUUAGGAUUGAGAGAACAAGAUUAUGAACGAAUGAUACAACAGAAUUUAAUACAUAAAUAUCGAUAA
Molecule: messenger RNA, 969 nt
Organism: Rotaria sp. Silwood1
Lineage: Eukaryota; Metazoa; Rotifera; Eurotatoria; Philodinida; Philodinidae
Source: the annotation of a GenBank genome assembly